This is a messenger RNA of Pieris macdunnoughi, 4869 nucleotides long. NCBI's taxonomy places the organism in Eukaryota, Metazoa, Arthropoda, Insecta, Lepidoptera, Pieridae. The record is from the annotation of a GenBank genome assembly.
AUGUCAUCAGACAUAGAUAUUGAGGAGCAUGAUGUAUUAGAGCAUCCCUCUAUCAAGAAGAUAUUUCCUGACCUGUCAUGGUUAAAAACAGAAUUUUAUAGUCUGGAUGAUGAAGAAUCAACGGUGUUUAAAAACAUUAGAAUAGAAGCCACUUCAGAAUCUAAAUGCUUUGAAGAGUUUGGUCAGAGAAAUGACCCAGUACAAGAUAGUGAAGACGUAAUCGUUUUGGAUGAUGUACAAUGCCCCGAGGUUGAAGAAAUAAAUGAAUUAUCCCUUGAGACGGACAUACGGACACGGAAUGUAGACAUGGAACCAAUAAUUGUAGAAGAUGAAGAAUGUGAAGAUGCAUUUGAAACAGAUGAUCCAAUAAUCCAUGAAAUUCUUGAUUCCGAGUGUUCUGAUGAUAUUGACGAUAAACAAGACUCCUUAUUAACUAAAAACACGAUUGUUCUCGGCUCAAACAUCCCAAAUAAAAUGAUAAUCGGCUCAAACGUACCACAAAAAGUCGUUGGCUAUAACAAUCCAGAAUACAGCGGUUCAAAUGUCACUAAAACCAGUCUCGUCUCUGAAUUUGGGAUCGAAAGAGAUCCAUUCUCCGCAAAGGUCAUAUUGAAGGAUUGGGGAUAUAUAUUGAAAAAACACCCAUUUUAUUGUGACGAAUGUUUGAUUCUGCUUCCUACUCAAUCCGCUUCAAACGCCCACAAUGCGUCCGAACAUUCCCUCUUAGUGCCCAUAGAAGAAGUAGAAGUCGUGACACACGACUCACAAAUAGGAGAUUUAGGACUAAUUAUCCAAAAAUGCCCGAUUUGUAGUUAUAUUUUUAAGACGCCUCGCAAUUAUCUCGCACAUAUAGAAAGCAAACAUGACACGAUCAAAUUAGAGCCAAUUCAUGAAGUUUUUCAUGGAAAUUGCAUGAUGUGUUCGGACAAACAUUAUAAAACGGUCAACACUUACUGUAAACAUAUAACCAAUUGUCAUAGUAAGGUUUAUCAUAGAAUAUGCUCAGAUAUCGAUCCAAGAAGUACGACAAAUGUUGACGAUACAAUUUUAAGUAGCCCUAAUAAAGCUCGGAAAAGUACGGCAAAGUUGGACAGAAUUAACAUAGCAAGAAAGAGCACAACGAAACCGGGCGAAGGGUACAAAAACGUAGCUCUCAAGAGCACGGCUAAACAUUCAAAAAAUAUCGCUCUGAAAAGUACAUCAAAACCGAUACAACCGAGACGCAUAGCGGUCAAAAGUACGUCUAAAAGCGAAAGCAAGACAAGCUAUUCGAGACAAUCUAAUGAACACAUAGAAAAUCCAAAAUUAAAUUACAUUUGUCCAAUCUGUGGGACUUACUACCGACACAUUUGGCAAUAUGUCACCCAUUGCAACACCGAACACCAAGCCGUAUACUUGUCUCCCAAAAGACUCCGUUUCACGGGUUCAUGCGAGUGCGGCUUCAAGACUACGGCAAUAAAACACUUAAAUACUCACAUAAGCAAAAAACACAAAAAACUUUUUAAGAAAAUAGCGACGACCCUUCAGGAAUAUUACUGCCUCGAGUGUGACAUUACGUUUGCGACGCUCAACUCUUAUAACAUUCAUAAAAUUAAACACAGUCACAAAGUUAAAGAAGAAAACAGAUGUGACCGAAAAAGUCACCAAAUGGAAGAUUUCUUACAGUUUAAGGAUACAGAAACGAUAUCGGAGCCAAAAGACGUUGGAGACGAGCAGAAAGUUCUAGAAUUAACUGAAAAUAACUUUCUGUAUUAUUGUCACGAGUGCAAGUCGUAUGAUCCUGCUAAACAUGCGGAUUACCACAGAACGAGUGUGUGCCUACAAAACAAAAGUUUUCGUAUUUGCCGAUUCUGUGGUCUGCGAUUUUCUCACGAAAGUUUUGCCGACCAUAUUUUGGGGCAUCAGAAUAAUAGCUUUGAUCUCAAUAGUAUACAAUUCAUAGAUAUACAUACCGGAGAAGUUAUGAAACCAAAAAUUCCCGAUUGGAAUAAGUUUGCGGGUGAUUCCACAGUCAAACACUCCGGAGAAAAGCGCAAACGGGAAAGUUUAAAUGAGAAAACUGUGUACUGCGAAGAAUGCCAAGAGAAUUAUUACGAGCUUGCCUACAAGAUACAUCUGCAGUAUCACGAAACCACUAAUACUAAUUAUAUUGACGCUGAGAUCAUGCAGAAUGACAACUACACUAAAUGCACUAAAUGCAAUCUUAUGUUCGAUAAACAAUCCUUCGAGAGACAUAAAAAUCUUCACAACGGCGCUGAAAUAGAUGAGAACUCUUUUUGCGUGCUUUCGUUUGAUUUUGAAGAUUUACUCUCGGAGUCGUGGGAUAAGGUAUUUAAAGUGAUAAGUGAUGAGCAAAAAUCGCAUAUAUUGUCCAAAAGUGUUUACAAUUGCUACAGAAAUUUACGGCUCGAGUUGAGUUACGAUGGGCCGUCAACGCAUACGCUCUAUAAGUGCGCUGUCUGCGAUGCCAUCGUAGAGAAAGAGCAUCUUCUUGAUCACGCAUACAGCAAAGACGUGUGCAAAAACCAGGAUAAAUUCUCCUGUUCCUCGUGCGAACUAGCGUUCAUAACACGAGAGUCUCUCGAUGACCACGAAUUGCACCACUUACCAGAUACCAAAACCAGGAUAAUUUUAUUUAAUAAACCAAAGCACUUCUCGCUCAACGUCCGCUUGAUCCAACAGUCCAGAAUUUCUAAUUCAUCUGAUAGAAACAGCAAAUCCAAAUCCACGGCCAUCUUUUAUAAAUGUCUCCGUUGUGAAGCCGGCAUUCAACAUUUGUUGAAUAUUAAAACACAUAAUUGUUCAUUAAGUAAAACAUACAUGAAAUGUGAGCGUUGUGGGUUGAAAUACCGUCCCACGGCGUUGAACAGGCACAUUUUGCUUCACAAGAAGUGGGACAAAUUCUACAUAGCCCCUUUCAAAAACGGUAACCUCGUUUGGCAAGGUAAAACUAAAUUGCUGAGACUCUAUAAAUGCAAGAAAUGCAAAAUAUGCACCCAUAAAAAGCUACCUGCCCAUACCUGUAGACCUGAGAAUUCCCGUGCGUGUAGCUCGUGUGGUUUACAAUUUUCACAAAAGUCAUUUAAACAACAUAUGGAGCUGCACGUGAAAGCUCCGAAUUUGGCACGAAAUAACCUUCUUAUAAUACAAUACACCCCGGAUUUAACGUCUUUCGACUAUGAGCCAACAUCGCACGAAACAGAGAAAUCCAUAUCUGAUGAAUCGUCGAAUGCUAAACCAGUGACACACAAACAAAAGGAGCCAAUGGAAGAUAACCCAAUGUCACGCUUUCUAUAUAAAUGCAGUUGUGGCCUCUUGUUUUUGAAAUGGAACCAACUUCGAGACCACGUAAAGAAGUGCAGCGAUGACUUUAAACCAUCCCAGUGUAAAUGUGGGCUCAAAUUCCACACGUUAUCCCUACGAGACCACUUGAACGUUCAUUUGAAUUGCUCCUCUAUAAAGAACUACCUCGUCGCGCGCGUCAAUGUCGGCAAAGCUGCGAUUGCAAAUGCCCGGAAAAAUUGGCUCUGGUAUUGCACAGUCUGUAGAACGUAUUACAAUGAUAUCAAAAACCUCAACUGCCAUUUCAAAGGAAACGAGCCCGGUCCGAGUGAACGCUGCUCAAUUUGUAGAAUAACAAUAUCCAGUUCCAGUUUUGAAGAUCACAUGGAACUGCACAACGAAGAUAACGAAUUUAGCCACAAACAGCUUCAUAAACUGUCUUUGAGGAUGAUCGCCACAGAUGCCCUCAAGACGCCAGUUACGAAAAGGACUCCAACCUUAUAUCAAUGUAAAAAAUGCGAUGUACAUUUUAUUACUCCACAACAGCUACAGAGUCACUUAGUCCAACUUCGUCAUGAUAUCGAUACCAGAAUUCAGUGUACCAUUUGCCAUUAUUUCUUUGCUACGAAUUUCCUACGGGCGCAUAAGAUAACCCACCAUUAUAAGAAAAGAUACAAACGAGACGACUUUGUCAUCCAAACAAUAGAAAUCGCUGACGAGGAAGACAUUGACAGUAACAAGUUGGAGAUAAAUGAAAGCCGAACGAACCGUGGUCAGCCGACUGAGCCGAAACAUCACGACUUUGCGAAAACUCCAGAAAAUAUCAAGAAAGCAGUUUACAAAUCGAUUGGGAUGGAACCAUUGGAGGCUUUGAAAGUACUGCACAAGUGUGGCAUAUGUCACUUGUACUUUAUGGUGAAAAAUACCAUACUUAGUCAUCUAACACGACACUCGAAGACCAGUAAAAGAAGGCAAUCGAGCCACACCUGCUCGAUCUGCGGACUGGAAUUCAGCUCUCGGAGUCUCAGACGCCAUAUAUUUGUUCAUCAUAAGACGUUUAACUUGCAAGUACAAGAUUUCGAAAUACGCGUUUACACUUCUCCAGAAACUUUCACAAUUACACGAAUUAAAUCUAAUAAAAAACAAUCCAAGAAGCGAAAAAUUUUAUCUGAUAGAGUGGAACGAGCUAAGAAAAUUAAAUACGUCCCAUCUCCUCCAAAGCCUGAAGCCGUCGCCGCUUUGCAACCGACGGCCUCUAACGUUGCUCAUUUCGAAAACGCAUCCCAAAUCUUCAAAUGUGCGGAAUGCAACGUGUUCUUUACAAACUAUGGUAUGUGCUACGACCAUACCUUGAAUCAUAAGCCAUUAGAUAAUACUGAGUAUAUCAGCUGUAAGCUGUGCGAUUUUCAACUCUUGUGCGAAUGCCUAGGUGUACAUAUGAAGGGCCACAGAGAAGGCACGUUCAACAUAGGCGAGUUGCUCGUAAAGGAGUUUCAGCCGGGAGAGGGAGUUCCGUCGAUUAAGACAUAUUUGGCUCGGGAUUCAUUGGAAGCCAACGUGAUUAGUACCACCACUAAUUGCAGCUAG